AUGAGUGAACAUACCGAACAAUCUCUGACGUUUGACUCAGAGAGCAGCGGGCCACGUCCACCCGCAUCUGCAGCCACCACCACCGCCGCAGCCGGCCCAUCUAGCUCCUACCACAGAAACAAUAGCAAUAGUAACAGCAAUAUCAAUCUCAGCAAUAUCAUAGGCAGUACCAACAAUCUUAGCUCUGCCAAGAGUCACACCUACAGUCCCAUCUACAAUCACCAUAAUAAGAACGGCUCUAUCGCUAAUGCUUCUGCCACGGCUGAUCUUGCCUCUUCCAAACAGCCGGGUACGAGCAAUAUGAGUACCGCCGCAUUACCACUCUCUUCACUUAGUUUCGGUCGAGGUAACUCUAUUUUACAGUAUAGUAGAAAGAGAGGAGGUCCUAUGACUUUAUAUGUGCGUGCGGCGAGUAGUGAUGAUUCGGAUACAUCUGUAUUGCCUGCAGAUACAAGAGAUGAUGUUACGAGUGCUGUUGCGCAAGUGAAUGAAGAGACACCUGAUGAAAGUGCACAAGAUGAAUCUGUCACAUCGUAUAUCUUCAAUAUGUUAGAAAUGGGGGCUAGUUCAAUACAUAAUUUAAAGAAUGUAAUCCCUGAUAUUCUUCGACAUCCACAGAAAACUCGUUUUGUUACAGAAAUUCUUGUUUUUGUAUUCUUUUUUAUUACAUUUAUUUUUCUUCUUGGGGUCACUCAAGAAAGAAUUGAAUGGAUGGCUAAAAUAUCUGCAUACAAUAAUGAGCAAGGUCUUUUGGUUAGUACAAGCCUUACAGAAGAGUUACUUGAAAAAUCAAAUGAGUUAAAUGAACUUAAGAUGCCGAUUAAACGAACUUCUCCAGAUGUUUUAGAGAAAGCAUCUAUGCUAAUGAAGAAUAUCUCCGAUUCUCGGGAAAUUAGUGUAAAACUUCUCCAUUCACGUCUUCUUUAUCCAGGUCCUGUGGAAGAUAUUAAAUUUCUCUUAGAGGAACAUGUGGCCUAUAAGAUAAAUUUAGCACGAUUAGUGAGAGAAGAAUUGGAAUGGCUUGAUAAGAAAAAGCAAAUUCUCAUAGGAAAUAGAGAUUCACCUGUUGAGAGUCAAGUGAGGUUAAAACCAAAACAGAAAUCUCAAUGGUAUCAACAGAAAUCUCAAAAACAACAUAAACAACAAGAUUUAAAACAACAACAACAAAUCCGACAAGAAAAACGUACAGAACAACAUUCAAAAUCAGAAGUUAUGUUACAACCUGCACGUAAAGAAGGUAUGGUAUCUAGUGUGGAAUUAUUUGAUACUGGGUUAGUGAAUAUUUUCGUUUCAUCUCUACAAUAUCGUGUAGUAGCAUUUUUUAUUCUUAUUUUUCUUGUAAUGCUUUACAUACGAUUAUUUUAG
Molecule: messenger RNA, 1365 nt
Organism: Trypanosoma theileri
Lineage: Eukaryota; Euglenozoa; Kinetoplastea; Trypanosomatida; Trypanosomatidae
Exons: 1
Coding region: 1-1365 (454 amino acids)
Source: RefSeq, a predicted model, not a curated record